Myodes glareolus (Bank vole) is the source of this 1711-nucleotide messenger RNA. It is a transcript of the gene Ell3, whose product is annotated as elongation factor for RNA polymerase II 3. Lineage: Eukaryota; Metazoa; Chordata; Mammalia; Rodentia; Cricetidae. Gene Ontology annotation, molecular function: cis-regulatory region sequence-specific DNA binding. Gene Ontology annotation, biological process: positive regulation of transcription elongation by RNA polymerase II; transcription elongation by RNA polymerase II; snRNA transcription by RNA polymerase II. The record is from RefSeq and is a predicted model, not a curated record. Gene Ontology annotation, cellular component: transcription elongation factor complex.
GGACAGACCCGGACGGCGGGAGUGCCAGCCUAAGCUUGCGCCGCACAAGUGGCAGAGGUGGCUCUUGCCCGUGGUCCCGUUCAUUUGUGCGCGACUUUGGCACCAUGGAGGGGACCCAAGAAGCUCUGAGUGGGAAAAUGCGGCUCCUUUUCACCCCUGCUGCUCGGACCAGCCUUAUGAUGCUUAGGCUCAACGAAGCGGCGCUACGGGCACUGCAAGAGUGUCAGCAGCAACAGGUACGGCCUGUGAUCGCUUUCCAAGGCCACCGAGGGUAUCUAAGGCUUCCAGGCCCUGGAUGGUCCUGCCUCUUCUCCUUCAUAGUAUCCCAGUGUGGCCAAGAGGGCACUAGUGGCGGCUUGGAACUUGUGUACCAACGUUUAGGCAGAUCUGGGCCUAACUGUCUCCACUGCCUGGGCUCACUGAGAGAGCGACUCACUAUCUGGGCAGCCAUGGAUACUGUCCCAGCCCCACUGUUAGCGCAUGAACACCUGACUGAAGAUCCCAGAGAGUCCGAGAGUUGGCGGGACACUGGAGAUGCUCCUGAAGGUCAUCCCCAGAUGGCACUAGAAGAGGUAUCUGACCCACUGGCAAGCAACCAUGAACAGUCACUCCCGGGAUCCUCCAGUGAGCACAUGGCACAGUGGGAAGUGAGGAACCACACCUAUCUUCCAAACAGAGAGCCAGAUCAACCACUGCCUUCUCCUGCCAACCUGAAACGCCUGGACAAGAAACGUUCAGCGCCAAUAACCACGGAAGAACCAGAGGAAAAGAGGCUCAGAGCUUUGCCUCCUGCCCCAAGUCCACAAGGGCUAUCAAAUCAGGACUCCCAAGAGGGAGGAAACUGGGUGCAAGAUGAAGAUGGAGAUGGAGAUUCCAGGCUGGAGCAGAGUCUCUUGGACCAAGCAGCCUCUGAAUCCCCAAGCCCCGAGGAGGUACCAGAUUAUUUCCUGCAAUACGGAGCCAUCCACAGCACAGAGCAGCAACAGGCCUACGAGCAGGACUUUGAGACAGACUAUGCUGAAUACCGGAUCCUGCAUGCCCGUGUUGGGGCUGCCAGCCAAAGGUUCACAGAGCUGGGGGCGGAGAUCAAGAGACUUGAGCGAGGAACUCCAGAACACAAGGUGCUAGAAGAUAAAAUAGUCCAGGAGUAUAGAAAGUUCAGAAAGCGGUAUCCAAGCUACCGAGAGGAGAAGCAUCGCUGUGAGUACCUGCAUCAGAAAUUGUCCCACAUUAAAGGUCUCAUCCUGGAGUUUGAGGAAAAGAACAGGGGCAGCUGAGACCAUGCGGAGGGCUUUCGAGCCUGUGCCAGUAAUGAACAGAACAGCUCUAAGACGGAGCCCAUCUGCUUUUCUGAUUUGACCCUUCCAUCCAAGGGGGCAAGUAGAGUUAUGCUAGGUUCUUGCAGUUUGGUUUUUGUUAUUGCUGUUAAUUUUGUAGGGUGUGGGCAUGGAGUCAAGUCUCCUCAGCUGUGCCCAGGAGACCAAAAGUAGCAGACGCUUGGCUUCCUCAACUCUACUUCAGCUAAGUCAUUUUCAGAUCCUGAAAAAUGACAUUUCCAGAUCAACACACAAGACAAGUGAGUUUAGCUAAGUGGCCUCGCAGGAGGAAAAUGAGAACUUCUGGUGUCAUAGCAUACCUAGAUGUAAGGGAAAGGGCUUAGCAUUACUCAUGCACUGUAACAUGGCUGAAAAAUGAAACCAAAUUGCUUCUG